AUGAUGAAGCAAGCUCUAGUAGUCCUCGCCCUGGUGGCCCUCGCCUUCUCAGCUCCUCAAACCAGGAAGCUGUUCCAUGAACAUGUUGAAGACUUUUUGGACAUCAUCAUGGACGAGGCUGGUCAUGAGAUUGAGCACCUGAAUGAACACUACCUUGAGUACGAUGAGUUCUGGACUGCUCUGGACUACAUGAGGACCAACAACUUCAAGGAUUUAGUCUACGAAAUGGAAUCGUUGCCUGAAUUUGUUGCUGUGAUCGAAUUCUUGGAACAAGACAACAUUGACAUUCACUACUUCAUUGACUUGUUCAACGAAAUGAUCGAGAGCAUACAAAGGGCAAGGUCUGCUCGUCACUCCACCAGCGGCCGUGACUUCACCUCCUUCAUGAGAGACUGCAUCGACGCCUUCCCCAAGGACAAACUGUCAGCUCUUUUCGAACAGAAGAUGGCUGAGGAGGAGGAGUUCAGCACUGCCAUCUCCAACCUGAAGAGUGAACAGUGGGAUGCUGUCUUCUCCGCUCUCUGGGCUAACCCUACCUUCCAAGCUGAGGUUGCCACCCUUAACGAGAAUGGCAUUGACGUCAAAGUCUUCCUUGACGAAAUUGUGGCCAUUUUCGGUCAAAACUAA
Molecule: messenger RNA, 627 nt
Organism: Spodoptera littoralis (African cotton leafworm)
Lineage: Eukaryota; Metazoa; Arthropoda; Insecta; Lepidoptera; Noctuidae
Source: the annotation of a GenBank genome assembly